Pterocles gutturalis (yellow-throated sandgrouse) is the source of this 756-nucleotide messenger RNA. RefSeq names its product derriere protein-like. The record is from RefSeq and is a predicted model, not a curated record. Gene Ontology annotation, molecular function: cytokine activity; growth factor activity. Gene Ontology annotation, cellular component: extracellular region. Lineage: Eukaryota; Metazoa; Chordata; Aves; Pterocliformes; Pteroclidae. Gene Ontology annotation, biological process: SMAD protein signal transduction; BMP signaling pathway.
GGAGCCAGCCUGGCCUGGGCUCUGCUCGGCCUGGCUCUGGGCAUGGAGCUGAGCCUGCAGGAAAGUUUGCUGUUAAAAUCCUUGGGUUUGAGAGCCAAGCCCAGCCCCAAAAACCCCGUUCCUGUGCCCUCCGUGCUCUGGAGGAUCUUCCAGAGGAGGAAGAUGCUGCCUGCUGCAGACAAAGAGCUGGGAGAUGGGUGUAGGGUGGAGGAGUUGAACGUCCCCGGGAACAUCGUCCGCGUCUUCAUGAAAUUCAGCCACAACUCCUACCACCCCUCCAGCCAGGGGCGGGUUUUUGAGCUGAGGCUCUCCCAGACCUCCCAGCUGGCUCUCCGGGGGAUGCCGUCCCACCAGCCCGGCCAAAAGCUGCUGGUGGCGCAAUCCUUCGCCCAGCUGCACAAAUCUCUCCUCUUCAACGUGAGCGCGGUGGCGAGGGACUGGAGGAUGCACAAAAGGAAUCUGGGCUUGAUCCUGGAGAUCUCGGUGAGCGGCGGCGAUGGCGCGUCGGUCCUGGCACGCGGGAGGGUGCAGAGCCUCUGCACCAGCAUCAUCGACUCCUUCCUGGACACCUCGCUGCUGGUGGUGACCCUCAGCCAGCAGCAGUGCAAAGCUUCCCGGAGGAGGAGAAGCACUGCCUACACCCCGGUUGCUCCCAGUAACCUCUGCAAACCCCGGCGGCUUUACAUCAGCUUCAGCGACGUCGGUUGGCAAAACUGGAUCAUCGCCCCGCAGGGUUACAUGGCCAAUUACUGCCUG